AUGGCUGCGGUUGCACCCAUGGACCUGGUUGUGAGAAGCGACCCUAACUCCAUCCCUCUUCGGUGCUCCCUCUGCCCCAAAAAGCCCAGUUUUUCGGAUCUCUCUCAUCUUCUCACCCACAUCUCAUCAAAGAGCCACCUCGCCCACCGCUUCAAAGCCGAACUGAAAGCACGCGACGACCGGGUAGCCCUAGAUGAGGUUCGGCAGUAUGACAACUGGUGCGAGCAGUAUGGAAUCAACGCUCUUCUUGCGGAACGGAUGGCUGCAAAGGAGCAAAAGAAAACAGGCAGAAGAGGAAGACAGUCAGUUGCAGCUAGCACCAAGUCCGAUGCCACGACAAACAUCGACCAAGACCUAGUCAAGCCGGACCCUGACGAAUAUAUCGACUCUCUGGCCGCCGCGGGCCACUGGGCCGCGUUACCUGGCCAUUUCCAGGAUGCCCAUCACGGCCAUUUUGACAGCCCUAGCUAUCCAACACCGUUCCUGAAGCGUUCUCGGUCCGAUCAUUCCGUCCCCAGCACACCGGAGAACGACACGCGUGCCAAGUAUUAUCGGAGGUGGCCAUCGGAGACUGAAACCGCGGACAGUGUCCCUGUUUCCGACCUUCCCUCGGAGAGCACCGAGUUUGACGACGAAAAUGACGCCAGCAAGUUGAAGGGGGUGAGAUACCCAGGCAUGGGUCUAUUCGACUCGGCAGACGAGAUCCAGAAGAGGAUGCGCAAUCAACGGAAGGAUGAUUCUGUCUUGAAACAGAUGGAGGAGACAUCAUCAGGGAUUGUUCCCAACGAGUUUAUAUGGGCAGAGGACGGCGAGUUUCAGCGUGUUCGCGAUAUCUAUGCCAGCCCUUCGAUCGAGGGAAGCCCGGACCGCAAGUUUGAGGACUGUGAUGUCCCAAAGCCAAAGAGGGGCCGCCGUUCAGCUGCAACUGCAGCGUCAGGGGCGACACGCACGCGGAACUCGACCAGACUUACUCGACAGGCGGCAUCCCGGAACCGGCGCACUCGGCACGAUGAUAAUGUUGAAGUCUCCGGUUCCGUUGACAAUUAUGACAUCUUCCGUGACCCGCCGAAAACCAGUGCCGCACAAGUCGAGAGCUCACCCAGGGACUCUGGCACGCCCUUAUUCACAUCUCAGCCUCCCUCUUCCAAUACCAAUUAUUUCCAGCAGCAGACCAUGGGGGCCGGCACGUUCAACCCGCUAUGCGUCCAGGGUAGAGGGGGCUAUUACAACCCCUACGGCUUCCCAAGCUUCGGCAACGAGGCUAAGCCGUCAACAACCAACUUUCAAGCAAUCAACGCCAUGAACUUGGGCAACAUGGGGUAUAAUGCCUUCGGCGGACCCUUUGCUCCAGACUCGGCCCACGGGGGCGUUGACCAAGACUUUGACCUGUGA
Messenger RNA from Chaetomium globosum CBS 148.51, 1392 nucleotides. RefSeq lists its product as uncharacterized. The transcript has 5 exons. The record is from RefSeq and is a predicted model, not a curated record. Bases 1 to 1392 code for a protein of 463 amino acids. NCBI's taxonomy places the organism in Eukaryota, Fungi, Ascomycota, Sordariomycetes, Sordariales, Chaetomiaceae.